AUGAACUCCUCUGUGCUGCGCCUGCGUUGUCUGGGCCAGCGACUGACUGUCGCUCGUCGCGGCUUACACACUCGAAGCAUUUUAGCAUGUCCUGAAAUUCCUUUUAAGCUCGCAGACAUUGGCGAAGGAAUUGCAGAGGUGGAGGUGCUUCAGUGGUUUGUCAAGAGUGGUGACGAGGUCAAGCAAUUCCAGAAUGUGUGCGAGGUUCAAAGUGACAAGGCCACGGUAGAAAUUACCAGUCGUUUCGAUGGUGUAGUCACCAAGGUGCAUUAUGAUGUGGGAGAACUGGCCAAAGUGGGCUCCACACUCAUAGACAUCGAGGUGGAUGAGGCCACCGCUGCGACGAUUCAUGGUGGCAAAAAAAAUGUAGCUCCAAUUCUCAGUAGAACACCCACACCUGUUGCCGUCAAGCCUGUGGUGGCUGCACCCUUACCAAUGCCUGCGUCAUCUGCUGCUUCACCCACAAUCCUAUCGAGAAUCCCGGUCACUCCAUCAAGACUUGAAGAAGGAACGGGACCACAGGGUCGGAUUUUGAAGGGAGACUUGCUAAAUUUCAUUCGAGAGAUCGCCGCACAGCCGGCUCAACCAAUUACCUCUGCUUUUCAGAGCUCUGUCUCUGUGCAAACUCUGACAGCAGAUAAAAUGCAUCAAGAUACGGUUGUGCCACUAACACCUAUUCAAAAGGCAAUGAUCAAAUCGAUGAACGCGGCGCUGAGGAUUCCUCAUUUUGGUUACGCUGAUGAGAUUCGAAUGGAUGCACUGUAUACUUUGCGCAAUGAGUUGAAGCCGCUGGCUGAGUCUCGUGAUAUCAAACUCUCGUUUAUGCCUUUUAUAAUUAAGGCAGUGUCGUUGGCUUUGAAGCAUUACCCAAUGCUCAAUGCCACCGUGAACGAAAAUGAGGAUGAGCUCUCUUUGAUAGGUGCACACAAUAUUUCCGUGGCUAUGGACACACCGAUGGGACUGCUUGUACCGAACAUUAAAAAUGUCCAGGCAAGGAGCAUCAUGGAUAUUGCUGAAGAGCUUAAUCGACUACAGCUCCUAGCUGCGACUGGCAAGCUUGCACCUGCGGACUUAACGGGGGGCACAUUUUCAAUCUCCAACAUUGGUAGUAUCGGUGGCACGUAUAUGAGCCCCGUGCUUAUGGUUCCUCAGGUGGCUAUUGGAGCAGUUGGUCGGAUCCAGAAAAUUCCUCGAUUCGAUGCUGAAGGUAACGUUAAAGCAGUGCGUCUGAUGAACGUGUCUUGGAGCGGUGAUCAUCGUGUUAUUGAUGGGGCAACGAUGGCUCGCUUUUCAAAUCAGUGGAAGUCAUAUUUGGAGAUCCCAGUUAGCAUGCUGACCGAAUUGAGUUAA
Molecule: messenger RNA, 1350 nt
Organism: Plasmopara halstedii
Lineage: Eukaryota; Oomycota; Peronosporomycetes; Peronosporales; Peronosporaceae
Product: lipoamide acyltransferase component of branched-chain alpha-keto acid dehydrogenase
Exons: 5
Coding region: 1-1350 (449 amino acids)
Cellular component (GO): mitochondrion; cytoplasm
Molecular function (GO): lipoic acid binding; acetyltransferase activity
Source: RefSeq, a predicted model, not a curated record